Sitophilus oryzae (rice weevil) is the source of this 3684-nucleotide messenger RNA. RefSeq names its product RNA polymerase II-associated protein 1. Lineage: Eukaryota; Metazoa; Arthropoda; Insecta; Coleoptera; Curculionidae. The transcript has 18 exons. The record is from RefSeq and is a predicted model, not a curated record. The coding region runs from base 75 to 3647 and encodes 1190 amino acids. Gene Ontology annotation, cellular component: nucleus. Gene Ontology annotation, biological process: transcription by RNA polymerase II.
AAAAAUCAUUUAAAAACAAAACAAAUUUUGAUUUUUUCACUAUUUUCUAUAUUUCUAAUUUAUAUCAUAAUAACAUGCUUAAAAGACCGACUCCUUUUGAUAAUGAAGAUGAAAUUUUACGACAACAGGAUGAAUUUUUUAAACAAUCAGCUGAAAAUAAAAUAAAACCUGCAGCUGUAGUAGCAAACAGCAAUGAAAAAGUAGAAAAGAAAGAAAUUAAACAAGGAGAAAUUAAAACAGAUCAAAACUAUGCAGAAGAUAAUGUACAAAAUCAGAUUGCUAAUACAUUUGAAGCUAUACCAACAGACAUGAAAAUAAACCAAGUUAUUGAAAAGCAGGAACAAACCAAAAGACAGCCUGUUUUUAAUUUUGAUAGUCGUGGUUUUCCUAAGGCUGUUCGAAGAGAUCCAAAUAUUAAGCCAACAAGAGUUAGUAUAUUUGCACAGCAUAUUAAGAGACUAAAACGUGAAUCAAAUGAUAAUCAGAGUGAGUCAUGUAAUAUGGAUAUCAGUGAGACAUCUUUAGUGGUUAAGGAAAAAAAUCAAAGUGAUACAGUAGGAGCUAUUAAGUUUAGUAACAGUAAAAGUAUCUGUAAUGAGAAGGAACUAGUUAUCUCAAAAUUUAGAGAGGCAUCAAUUCAAAACUCAAAUAUCCUUACUUCCGCUGAUAAGAAAUCAAUACACGAUGAAAACAUUAAUAAACUUAAAUCAAUGACCGAAGAAGAAAUAUUAUCUGAAAGAGAAAGGCUUCUUUCAUCUUUGGAUCCAGCUCUAAUUCAAUACUUAAGAUCUAGAAAAACAACUAAACCUGAAGAAAAUGAAAGUCGUAAUCCAACCAUACAAACUCAGAAUGCUGCGGCUGAAUCGAUAGAUCUAGAUGAAUUAGAAGCGCCCAAAGAAAUGCUGUCAAAACCUGAAUCUGCAGGUUGGAUCAAUUUUAAUAGGUUUGAAGCCAGUAAGUUGGCAUGGAUGAAAAAUAUAACUGUGCCAGAUUUAAAGAAAACGUCUGGGUUUGAAGCAAGAUUUGACUUUGAUGGAUACUUAUUGCCAUACAGUGUGGCACAAAUUGAUGAAUCAAACAGACAUUUAUAUCAUCAUGGCGAUGAACCAGAUAGACCUGGUUACACUCUACAGGAACUGUUAUUACUUACAAGAUCCAAUGUUGUCCAACAAAAAGUUAUAGCCCUGAAUACCUUGGCUAAUAUUCUCUCAUUAGAUCAAACUGGAAUAUAUGAUUCAGUCAUUGACAUCCCAAUAGAACAGGUAUUUUUUGUCAUAAGAUUUUGUUUAGAUGACAACACUCCUUCAGUAUUAAAUUCGGCUAUAAAAGCUUUAAGAAAUUUGGUUUAUUAUCAAAUAGAUGACACUUGUUUGGAUAAUUUGAUGAGUUUUGGAGUUGGGUUGGUUCAACCAAUAUUGGCCGUUGAUGAGACCAAGGAAGAUGAUAAUACUGUGAAUGAUCAACAGUUGGCUGAAACGAACGUUAUAAAAUGUCUAAUAAGAACAGAUAUUCUUAUUAGGAUAAGGUAUAUAAUUAAUAUAGUGAAGCCUCCUCUGGAAACUAUACUUUAUUGUAUAGACAUUCUCACUAGAAUGGCGAGAGAUUCUGAAUUUAUCAUCAAUAAGAUUUUACAUUGUGAUGGAUUGUUGCAAAAUUUGACCAACUAUUUUUUACCACAUCUGUCAGAAAUUAGUGUAAAUAACGAAAAUCCAGGUUAUAAUAUGCCAUUACCACAAACGAUCAAGUUAAUUAGAAUUCUGUCAUCGAGAAGUAGAACAUUAGCUGAUAUUAUUUUAAAAAGAUAUGGUACUUUAGAAAUAAUAACUUCAUAUUUAUAUGAGGAAUAUUUUUCUCAAAACGCCAAUGGUAUGAAGUUGCAAGUGGAAUGUUUCCAUUAUUGGACACUUCUUUUGCACUAUGGUUUAGCAAGUGAUGCAUUUAGACAACAUGAACAUUUAUUUUUAAAAUAUUUGGACUACCAUUUUAAAAAUACAGACAAUAUUUUAUCAACAACAUUGAUCAGACAAAAUCACGUAUCAGCAUUGCUUCUCCUAAUUUCCAAAGCUGUAGAAAAAGAACAUAAUUUAUUUUCAAAUAUUAUUUCUGAAUGUUUCUUGAAGUGGAUGAACCAAUAUGGAACAUUUGAGCAAUUUAAAUGUGGACAUUCGCAAAUAACGUCCAGUAUUCUAUAUUGUUCAGCAACAUACAACAAGAACUAUAACCCUAUUUACAGCUCGACGUUUCUGGAAACUUUUAUUAACUCUAGGGUUUUCGAUAUAUCAACGAAAAAUAUCAUAAAUGGAUCUUUACUUCUCAACAACUACGAAACUCAUAAAACAACGGCAAAUUUAAAAACGUUAGAAGCAGCUGCCUGGUUUACCAUGGACCAUAUUGUACCAGUUUUACAGUCAAAUAGCUGUAUACCAUUAUUAUACAAUAUGUCUUUGUGUAUACUCAGUGACAGUUCAGAUGAACUUAAAGUAAAGUUCUUACAGCAUCCCAAUAUUCUGGACUAUACAAAGAAAUUGAAGUCAGCAAAAUACUAUUUUAAUGUCGGCAAUUGGUUUACGAGAUGUGAAAGUUUUUUCGUGAUGAAUUUGCUGAAGAUAGCUGAAAAAGUUCGCGAUCAAGUCGACCCUGCUUUGUAUUAUGACAUUGCUGUCAAAUGUUUAUGCGUAUUUAGCGCUGAACAAAAGAAGGAUAUGGAGUUUUUGCUUGAGAAUAUUAUCUUUUGUCCAAGAUUUUACCCAGUUGAAGUAGCUAUGAUGAACACUACCAUUAGCGAUAGAAACAACGAAUUGGAUAAAGCUUGGAGACAUCUAAAAGACAUUAAAAGUGUAUAUUCUGAGGUGUUAGGUCUCACCAAGGACAUUGUAACUCUUGAAACUACUGUAUCGCUAGAUAUGAGCGUAGGGAAUGUUAUACCGAUGGAUUGGAUAUACACACCCUUAGUUCUCCUUUAUUCUACUCAACAAAAUCGAUCAAAACAAGAAACAAAUAAUGAAGAAGCCGAUUUCUACAUUAUAAUUAAUUGUCUACGAUGGAUUUUGAUAUAUGAAAUGUAUUUUGAAAGUUUGGCCCAGACCAUAAGCCCGACUGAAAAAUAUGUUAGACUGGGCUGUUUGUUUUUGGGGAGCGACAAUUUAUUUUUAAACGAAGAGAUACAAAAUUUGUUAACAAGGAUCUAUGGGUUUUUGUGUAAAUUUGAGAAUAAACUCAAUUUUGAACAGGAAAUAUCAGGUUUGACAAACUUCAAAGAUUUCUAUGUCCAGUUACUAGAACAGUAUCAAGCAGUUAGUUACGGCAAUAAAGUUUUUGGAAACGUACUAUUGUUUCCUUUGGUCAAAAGACACGAUAUUAAAUACAGGAAAACUCUAUGGUCUGAAUAUAUGGGUGUUGUGGAAACUUUCAGUGUAACUAAAGAUGAAGUUUGGAUAGAUCCAGAAAAUUUGAUACAUCCUCCAGAAAAAGAUUCGUCUUUGUGCAAAUGUUAUGUCAAAGCUCUUCAAUCUGGUGCUGUGGCAAAGAGGUCUGUUUUAUAUUUAGUAGCUGAAACAAGCGCGAAGAAUUUCAAAGAAAAUUUAUCGAAAAUCAGAGAAAAUAGAAAUAAUGAUUUAAAUUCAGAUAUAAGUAAAAUGGAAAUUUAAUUUUAAGUCUCAAUAGAUUUCUUUUAAUAAAAAAAAC